UCCAACAUCUUCCCUCGUCCGCAGGUGAGCGACGGGAGCCUGACAGUGCUCUCUGUCAGUCGGGAGGACAGGGGUGCCUAUACCUGCCGGGCGUACAGCAUCCAGGGGGAAGCUGUGCACACCACGCGCCUGCUUGUUCAAGGACCUCCUUUCAUCGUUUCCCCUCCGGAAAACAUCACAGUCAACAUCUCCCAGGAUGCGCUCUUCACCUGCCAGGCCGAGGCGUACCCCGGGAACCUCACUUACCUAUGGUACUGGGAAGAGGAGAAUGUCUACUUCAAGAACGAUCUGAAGUUGAGGGUGCGGAUCCUGAUUGAUGGGACGCUGAUCAUCUUCCGUGUCAAGCCAGAGGAUGCUGGAAAAUACACCUGUAUCCCUAGCAACAGCCUGGGCCGCUCGCCAUCAGCCUCUGCCUACCUGACGGUGCAGUAUCCUGCCCGCGUGGUGAACAUGCCCCCUGUCAUCUACGUUCCCAUCGGGAUACACGGAUACAUCCGCUGCCCGGUCGAGGCGGAGCCCCCGGUCACUCUGGUCAAGUGGAACAAAGACGGACGUCCCCUGCGAAUCGAGAAGUAUGCUGGCUGGAACCUGCUGGAAGACGGGUCGAUCCGGAUAGAGGAGGCAACCGAAGAUGCUCUCGGCACUUACACCUGCGUGCCUUAUAAUGCCCUGGGUACGAUGGGCCAGUCUCCCCCUGCCCGACUGGUACUGAAGGACCCCCCCUAUUUCACGGUGCUACCAGGCUGGGAGUACAGACAGGAGGCAGGGAGGGAGCUGUUGAUUCCUUGCGCUGCUGCCGGAGACCCCUUUCCCAUCAUCGCCUGGAGAAAGGUAGGGAAGCCCAGCAGGAGCAAGCACAACACGCUGCCUGGCGGCACCCUCCAAAUCCGCUCCCUCGGCAAGGAUGACCACGGCGAUUUCAACAUCGUCGCGAGCAUUACUGCCAGCACCCACCUCACCGUCGUAGGCACAAGCCCUCACGCCCCGACCAGCGUGCACGUGGUGGUCGCCAUGACCUCUGCCAACGUCUCCUGGGAACCCGGCUACGACGGUGGAUACGAGCAGACUUUCUCAGUUUGGUACGGCCCUCUGAUGAAGAGAGCCCAGUUUGGCCCCCACGACUGGCUAUCUCUUCCUGUGCCAGCUGGUUCCAGUUGGCUCGUGGUGGAUACCUUGGAACCGGAGACUGCAUACCAGUUCAGUGUCUUGGCUCAAAACAAGCUGGGUACCAGCUCCUUCAGUGAGGUGGUCACUGUGAACACUCUAGCAUUCCCUGUAACAACUCCAGAACCUCUGGUGUUGGUUACCCCACCGAGGUGCCUAACAGCCAACCGGACACAGCAAGGCGUCCUCCUGUCGUGGCUUCCUCCCGCUAACCACAGCUUCCCCAUCGACCGCUACAUCAUGGAGUUCCGCGUCGCGGAGAGGUGGGAGAUCUUGGACGAUGGCAUCCUGGGGACUGAGAAUGAGUUUUUUGCCAAGGACUUGUCCCAGGACACCUGGUACGAGUUCCGGGUCCUGGCAGUCAUGCAGGAUCUCAUCAGUGAACCCAGCAACGUUGCUGGCGUGUCCAGUACAGACGUAUUUCCUCAGCCUGACCUGACGGACGAGGGUCUAGCCCGCCCGGUGCUGGCUGGUAUCGUUGCCACCAUCUGCUUCCUGGCUGCUGCCAUCCUCUUCAGCACACUCGCUGCCUGCUUCGUCAACAAGCAACGCAAACGCAAGCUCAAGCGCAAGAAAGACCCUCCUCUCUCGAUAACCCACUGCAGGAAGAGUUUGGAGUCCCCGUUGUCUUCCGGCAAGGUGAGUCCUGAGAGCAUCCGCACUCUCCGUCCUCCCUCGGAGUCCUCUGACGACCAGGGCCCGCAGGCCAAGCGGAUGCUGAGUCCCACCAAGGAGAAGGAGCUCCUCAUCAGCCGCGGGCCGGACGGCCGCUUCGUCAUGGACCCGGCGGAGAUGGAGCCCUCCCUGAAGACACGGCGGAUCGAGGGCUUCCCCUUUGUGGAGGAGACAGACAUGUACCCCGAGUUCAGGCAGUCGGAUGAGGAGAAUGACGCCCCCGUUGUCCCGUCCUCCGUCACCGCCCUGAAAGCCCAGCUCACCCCUCUCUCCUCCAGCCAGGAGUCCUACCUUCAGCCACCAGCAUACA
This is a messenger RNA of Eurypyga helias (sunbittern), 2149 nucleotides long. RefSeq names its product protein turtle homolog B-like. Lineage: Eukaryota; Metazoa; Chordata; Aves; Eurypygiformes; Eurypygidae. Gene Ontology annotation, molecular function: protein binding. The record is from RefSeq and is a predicted model, not a curated record. Gene Ontology annotation, biological process: cell-cell adhesion.